Molecule: messenger RNA, 3282 nt
Organism: Lytechinus pictus (painted urchin)
Lineage: Eukaryota; Metazoa; Echinodermata; Echinoidea; Temnopleuroida; Toxopneustidae
Exons: 2
Coding region: 311-1312 (333 amino acids)
Biological process (GO): regulation of apoptotic process
Molecular function (GO): protein binding
Source: RefSeq, a predicted model, not a curated record
AGUUAGUCAGGAAUUUACAACGCAGAUUGUGUGUACUUGUGCAUGGCUAUCAUGGCUACGUGAUCAUAAUAUUGUCGUUUUUUAAGUAACAAGUGUGAUCUUCUUCGCCAUCAUAAUUGAUGACGGGGUAGAUAACGUUUUCUUGACUUGAAAGUAUUCUGGACUGGAGCACCUUGGAACCACCGGUAAAUCUAGGUCUACUCUAGAAUAGGAAAAUUGAUUUGCUGUGAUAACAAUUGUGUGCAAACAGCUUUUAGCUGCAAGUAUUAUGUGACAGUGUCUUCAUAGAGAGGAGGGCAAAACCAGAAACAUGGCAAGGGUUUGUCCAUUCCGUUCUCUUCUACUUGAAAUUGACGAUGGCCUCACCAAGGCAGACCUUGAUAAACUGAUCUUUCUUUCCAAGGACGAGAUCGGUUCUGAGAGAGAAUCAGAAGAAAUCAGCUCUGGACUGGACCUGUUCGAAGUCUUCAUCAGGCGAGACGUCAUCAACAAGGAAUGUAUUGAUUAUCUUGCAGAUCUUCUAAUCAAGAUAAGACGGUUCGACCUGAGAAAAGAUCUCUGUAAGAAAUGGGGUGUCUUCCGGCAAACGUGCGACGACACCACCACCAACACAGGUUCGAACCUUGAUUCCCUGCAAACCGGACACACGGUUAAAGAAGUUUGUCUUCAAGACCACUCUAAAGAAAAUCCGGUAAUACAAGUCUCCCCGGGUCACCGUCUAAAGCAUACAGUCCCAGAAGUGCAGAAAGAUGGUCAAGAUGUGAAAGGUAUGGAUGGGGAACAGCCACAAGGAGAGGGAAAUCAACAGAGGAAGGAGUCCGCGAUGCCCCUUGGAGUGCCAAGUCUGAGCCUCGAGGAUGUCUUGCCUCUCGAUGAUAUGAUCAGACGACGCACAGAUGAAAAACGUCCACCGUGCGUAAAAUCAGGAUUUUCUGAAAGCUUUUACCAUAACUAUGAAAUGCCCAACGGCAGACAGAACUUUGGGGACAAACAGGACCGCUAUCUAGCUGUUGGAAACAGGAGCAGUAUCUUUAGUGUGGACAGUCUUGAGGAGCAAAGCAGUAGCAGCAACUUUCUUGAGUUUCCGACUGGGAGAUCCAGCAUUGACAGCUGCUGCAGUAGCACGUUUAGUGUCGAUAGUCUAGAAGAGACGAGAUCGUUAAACAGAACAAUUUCCCGAAAAACUGGUCAUCGUCGCUCUAUGAGGUCCAGUAGCUUUCAUAGUAAACGUAGUAGCACUAUUAGCACAAUGAGCACGGAUAGUUUAGAAGACCAGUAUCCCGAGUUCUUGGGACAUGAGAGAGGAGUUUAAACCACAAUAGGUUUACAAAUGAUUCAGCUACGCGAGAGUUAUUCGAUGUAAUUUUAUGUCAUGUACAGAAACUGUUGUUAUGUCAUGUUAUGUACAGUAACUGUUGUUACAUAUUCUCUGGACCCCAGGGAAGAACAGUUUUGUUAUAUUAACAAAGCUCAGUGGGUUUACCCAGCCAUCUCACUAUACUUUUGAUUUUAUUAUGUACAUGCAUUUACCUUGUAUUGUUUUUAACAUUGUGAUAUGGAAAAUAAAUACCAAUACCAAUCAUAGGGACAUUAUUGUCUAGCUAGCUGACAGUGAUCCGGGGUGUGUCAUGAAAGUUGUCCGCGCUGACAAUAUCUUUGAAAUCCUUUUUUUGAUUGGCUGAGAGGCAUUUGCUUCUGCCUGUUAUCAUAAUAACUGUCGGAGAAAGUCAGCCUGUCAGUGCCAAGUUGCCAACAAAUUUCAUGAAUCGGUCCCCUGGGAAUCAUUCGAUCGAAUUCAUACUGGGCAUAAUACACAAAGCUUGUAUAUUAUAUUAUGUAAUCACGAAUUUAAUUUCUUUAAAAGAAUAGUUUUGCCUCACUCUACACAGACCAACAGGUAUCACUGAAUCAAGGUCCAUAUGUCUAGAUAUUAUGCAAUUCCUACAUUCUACAUUCUGACUCUCGCCUUUGAAACAGAGGGUCGUGGGUUCGAAUCGUAGCCAUGGCGUGUUUUCCUUCAGCAAGAAAUGUAUCCACACUGUGCUGCACUCGACCCAGGUGAGGUGAAUGGGUACCCGGCAGGAGUAAUUCCUUGCACGCACUGAGCGCCGGUGAUGGUAGCUCGAGCUAAAGCCGGGGUAAUAGUAGCAGCGCUUUGUAUCCUCUGGCAAAAAGCGCUUUAUAAAUCCAGCUAUUAUUAUUAUUAUUACACAUUUACUUGACUAUAUUUGUUUUGCUAUGCAUAUCUAUACAUAAUGCGUAUAAUUUUCGAGUAAAACAAAUUCAAGACCUUAAAUGAACUGUUUGAUAUAAAGAAAUCGAAAAUUAUUUUUUACACCUUCUUAUGUACAAAUAAUUUUUUUGUGUGUAUUCAUAUUCUUAUUAUUUCGUAUUGUAAUUAAUUUCUAUGAAAUGUUAUCUUAAAAGGAAUGCCAGGGGAAAGAAAAUAAAUGCUUAUAUAAAUUAAACUGAAAUGGUUGGUUCAUCGACAUGUUAAAAUGUAUGAACGAGAGCAUUUUGCAAUUCCAAUAAUACGAUAAGAACAUGCUUUACAUAUUGCAGAUAACUUUCUUGAGGCGGGCAGGCGCAUGUGGGGCUAUUUACUAAAAAAAAUAUCGAUUUUUCACACCCAGUUAAAAAAAUAAAAUUUAGUGUAUUUCGUAUAGGAACAUAAUUACAAAACUAUCCUUACAGACCGGUCAAUGUAAUCAUGACGUCAUGACAAUUGGCCCAAAUGACUGUUAGUCUGAUAGUGUACCAAAUCGAUAUACCAAAUGGGGUUUGCUUCUUCCCAAGUGACCUUAAUUUUCUUUCAUUAUUGUACUCGUUCAAAAAAUUCUGUACAACUUACCCCCAAUAUUUGACUUUUUUUAUAUUUGACACAAUGGUCUAAAAUUACCGUGUUUUUUUACGGGAAGACCGAUUUCACGAUGCAAAUGUAAAACCCAAAAUCAAUCAAGCGUUGUAAAGUGAACUAUUAAAGUUGUAGCGGAAAAGUCUAGCUCCAGGUUGCCAGAAAUGUUACCGUAUAUUUUUUUCAACCUAAUCAAAUUUCAGACUUUUUGGAAAGACAGGGGCAGAGAAAAAGGUGUGCAUGUAUAUUAUUAUGUAUUAUGUAAGAUUCAAAAUAUUUCUUGAUUACUCAUUUUAAUUACUCAGUCAAACAAAUAUAUUCAAACAUAAUGCAUUGAAGUAUAGUGUUUAUUAAAAGUUAUAAAAAAAAUGUAACGCUAUUUUUCAUACAAGAAAAUGUAUAUGAAUAAAUUACCAUUAUAUAUGAAA